AGUGUGCGGUGCAGUUAAAGUCCAAAAAGGACGCUCUUUCUCCCCCAAGAUUUUCUCUCCCCUCUUUCUCUUAACAUGAUUCAGUUUUCACUUUCAUUGUCACAACUCAUUCAUUCAAUUCAAUUCAAUUAUUAUCAUAAUUUCUGUGUUCUGUUUCUGUUCUCUUCUAAGUAACUAUUUGGAAACCUCUCUUUCUAUUUCUCUCUCUAGAAAGUCCCAGCCAGCCAGGUAGGUAAAGGUUGUAAUCAAUCAAUCAAUCAAUCAAUCAAUCAAUCCUCUUCUUCCCAUCCCUGCCUUGCUUUUCUGCCUCAACAAAUUCAAACCCCAGCACAAAGACUAUGUUUUUACUAUCAUUUUCUGUUUGGCCUGCAAAAAAGUAACUGUUUUUAUUGUAAAUAAAUGAAAGGGGUGAAGAAGAAUGGAUGCUAUAAGGAAGCAAGCAAGUAAAUUGAGGGAGCAAGUUGCCAGGCAACAGCAGGUUAUACUUAGACAGUUGGGCCAAAUUAGCAAUGAACCGCUCAUGAUUGAUGAAUCCGAAAUUGAAUGUCACCAGCAACUUCAAAAGUUGUACACUUCGACAAAGACAGCUAAGCAUUUUCAGCGGCAUAUUGUUCGUGCAAUUGAAGGAUUCGUUUCUGUUUGCUCCAAGCAAAUGGAGAUAGUGAGGAGGAUGGCUAGGGACUGUUGUAAGUAUGGGACAGAGAAUCUUGGUAGUAGUUACCUCCUUGCAAGGGCUUCUCUUCAAUUUGGUAACACAUAUGAUACAAUGGAAAAUGAGAGAGAGACUCUGCUCGGGAUCUUAGGCGAUCAGAUCUCUGAGCCACUACGGGCACAGAUAACAGGAGCUCCUUUGGAGGAUGCACGCCACCUCACUCGCCGCUAUGACAAACUUCAUCAAGAGGUAGAAGCCCAGGCUGCUGAAGUUUUGAGGCGUCGAUCAAAGUUGAGGAAUUCUUCUGUUUCUGCAGAGAGUUCCGCGAGGCUUCAAAAUGCAGAAACAAGGUUGAAAGAACUUAAAUCUGCCUUGGCAGCACUUGGUAGAGAAGCAACCUCUGCUAUGUUGUCUGUCGAAGAACAGCAGCAACAGAUGACUCUCCAGAGCCUUCGUACAAUGGUGGAUGCUGAGAGAUCCUAUCAUCAGCAUGUCCUUGUUAUUCUAGAGAAACUAUAUACUGAGAUAAUUGAGGACAGACAACCAAAAGAGGCUACAUCAUUUACACUGCCAAAAGAUGGAUAUAAUCAACCUGCAGAUGAGAAUGCUAAUUCAAGUGGCAUUGAUUAUAAACACAACAGUCAAACAGCCACAUACUUUUUUGCAAAGGUCGUACAUCCAUUUGAUGCUCAAGCUGAGGGGGAGUUAAGCCUAUCAGUUGAUGAUUUUGUUGUAGUUCGUCAGGUUGGACCCAAUGGAUGGUCUGAAGGAGAAUGCAAAGGCAAUGCUGGAUGGUUUCCCUCUGCUUAUGUAGAGAGACAGGACAUGAUACCAGCCAGCAAGAUAACAGAAUAACUUCACAGGAUACCAACAUUGGUCUUUUGAUUAGGUGAGGCAAAAAUUGUAUAUUAUAAUCACGGAAUAGAUGCAGCAUUUGAAAAGCCAUAGCAUGUGCUUGCCAUUAUUUUUGGGUGGUUCUAUCAUCUCAUCUGUGCAAUAUGUUGUAUAUGCGAGUCAUAAUUGAAAUAGGAAAUAGCACUGGCAGUUUGAAUAUGUAAUUGAUAUGUUUAUUAUUGGCAUUUGCUUUGGCCCUUUGGUCAGGAACUUAGUUUUAUGCUGUUCAUAUUCUAUAGCAUUGUUUGUAAUUCUAAAUGAAGAUAUGGCGAGAAACAUUGUAUUUAAGAAAUCUUCCUAUGCAUCAAUAUGAAAAAAGUAAUUUGUAUCUAUUA
This is a messenger RNA of Glycine soja, 1881 nucleotides long. RefSeq names its product SH3 domain-containing protein 2-like. The transcript has 10 exons. The record is from RefSeq and is a predicted model, not a curated record. NCBI's taxonomy places the organism in Eukaryota, Viridiplantae, Streptophyta, Magnoliopsida, Fabales, Fabaceae. Gene Ontology annotation, molecular function: protein binding. Bases 419 to 1507 code for a protein of 362 amino acids.